AUGUUGACCAAGGCGGUGGACCUCCGGUCGGACACUGUGACGAAGCCCUCGGAGGCCAUGCGCGCCGCCAUGGCCGCAGCGGAUGUGGACGACGACGUUCUGGGCUCGGACCCGACCGCCCACCGCUUCGAGACGGAGAUGGCCAGGAUGAUGGGCAAGGAGGCGGCCCUGUUCGUGCCAUCGGGCACCAUGGCCAACCUCGUCUCCGCCCUCGUGCACUGCGACACCAGGGGCAGCGAGGUCAUCCUCGGCGACAACUCCCACAUGCACAUCUACGAGAACGGCGGCAUGUCCACCAUCGGCGGCGUCCACCCCAGGACCGUCCGCAACAAUCCCGACGGCACCAUGGACAUCGACAAGAUCGUCGCCGCCAUUAGGCAUCCGAACGGGCUGUGUUAUCCUACCACCAGGCUGAUAUGCUUGGAGAACACACAGGGAAAUUGUGGUGGAAAGUGUCUGUCUGUAGAAUACACGGACAAGGUUGGGGAAGUUGCUAAAACUCAUGGCUUGAAGCUUCACAUUGACGGAGCUCGAAUUUUCAAUGCUUCAGUGGCACUUGGAGUUCCUGUUGAUAGACUUGUGAGAGCUGCGGAUUCAGUUUCGGUAUGCCUAUCGAAAGGGUUAGGUGCCCCUGUUGGAUCAGUUAUUGUUGGUUCCAAGGCCUUCAUAGAGAAGGCUAAAAUCCUCAGGAAGACCUUAGGUGGUGGAAUGAGGCAGGUGAGAGUUCUAUGUGCUGCUGCCCAUGUCGGAGUCCGCGACACUGUAGGCAAGCUUGCCGAUGACCAUAGGAGGGCUAAAGUCUUAGCAGACGGACUGAAGAAAAUUAAACAGCUUAGAGUUGAUUUAACUUCAGUCGAGACCAAUAUGGUAUACUUCGACAUUACGGAUCCACUAAUAUCACCUUGCAAGCUCUGUCAAGUUCUGGAACAGCGCAACGUACUGGCAAUGGCAGUAAGCUCAAAGAGUGUCAGACUUGUGACCCAUUACCAAAUUUCAGACAGCGAUGUCCAGUACGCGUUGAGAUGCAUCGAGGAAGCUGUUGAGGAAAUACUGUUAGGCAGUGCUAAAUCCGAGCAUUUGGCAAAUGGUGUAACGGCAAAUUCAUAUGGGAACUAG
This is a messenger RNA of Lolium rigidum, 1116 nucleotides long. RefSeq names its product probable low-specificity L-threonine aldolase 2. The record is from RefSeq and is a predicted model, not a curated record. Lineage: Eukaryota; Viridiplantae; Streptophyta; Magnoliopsida; Poales; Poaceae. Gene Ontology annotation, molecular function: L-allo-threonine aldolase activity. Gene Ontology annotation, biological process: L-threonine catabolic process; glycine biosynthetic process. The coding region runs from base 1 to 1116 and encodes 371 amino acids. Gene Ontology annotation, cellular component: cytosol. The transcript is spliced from 9 exons.